UGGAAAGUUUCGGAAAAGUGAAAACCCUCCCUUCCCAAGUCCAACUUAACCAGCUGCUCCACUUUUCUCUCUCUCUUCCAGCUUCUAGAACUCCCAGUUGAUAGGCAUCAAAAUACACCUUUUCCCCUCUCCUCGUGAUUUGUCUCUACUAUAUUAAGCCCAUCACUGCUACCUGCUUUUUCUUUUUUUCAAUUGUCGUCUCUAAAAGCUGUAAUCUGUCAACAAAGGUUUUUUUCCCCGCUUAAUUGACAGUAAAUUGAACAUGUAGCUGGGUUCGGAAAUAUAGAAAGGGAGAAAAUGAAAGGAAGAAGUUAGGCGGCCGUGUUGAUCUCGUUCAAUUCAAGAUCUACAACCAAGAUCGAUCAGGAAAAGCUCGAGAUUCUGCCGCUUCUGCUGUAACAAUGGAACUCCCGCCCACCAAAAUGGAAACGGAGGAUCCAGCGGGUUUAGGUGACUACGACAGUUACCAAAUGCAAAACCAGUUCGUGUAUUCUUCCGGCGAUCACUUCAGCUUCGACUCAUUGUUCAUGCACGAAAGGUGUUCGAUAAAUGGCCACACCGAGCAGAAUAAUAUGAUCAACCCAGACAACGUCUCCACCGUCAACUAUGCAUCUACUGCAACUGGCAGCUUCGGAAGGCCACCAGAGCAGCGAAACCCCACCGAGUUACCGACUUGGGAUCAUUCCGCAGCGAGUUUGAAGCCCUCGCAUUCUCCUCCUCCGUCUUCUUCCCGCAUUAUUUCUUUCGGAAACUCGCUUUCUCCUCCAACCCGCCCAGCUGUGAAGUCGGAAACUGCUGCUGAUUAUAGAACCGAAGAUGGAGUGAUGGCCGAAUUUGACGAUUACUACCCAUAUUUGAACUCGGAUGCUGCCUUAGAUGGAGAGACCAAAAGGGCAGCUGGUGGAAGUAGUAGCAGCAGCAGCAGCAGGAGUAGGAGCGUUGCUCAUGCGCAAGACCAUGUGAUUGCUGAAAGGAAACGGCGCGAGAAGCUCAGUCAGCGCUUCAUCGCGCUUUCGGCUCUUGUUCCUGGCCUCAAGAAGAUGGAUAAGGCAUCUGUGCUAGGAGAUGCUACCAAGUACUUGCAGCAUCUUCAGGAGCGCGUCAAGUCGUUGGAGGAGCAAACUGCAGGGAAGGAAGCUAUGGAGAGCGUUCUGUUCGUGAAGAAAUCGCAGGUCCACGUAGAGGACGAGUAUUCUUCUUCUUCUUCAGCUGGUCGGCCGUCGAGUAAUCAUGAGUCGCCACUUCCGGAGAUCGAAGCAAGAGUGUCGGAUGGACACGUUCUGAUCAGGAUCCACUGCGAGAGGCAGAAAGGAAGCUUGUCCAAAGUGCUAGCCGAAAUCGAGAAGCAUCGUUUGAAUGUCGUCAAUAGCACGGUGCUGCCUUUCGGAAGUUCCAUUCUUGAUAUCACACUUGUGGCUCAUCAGAUGGACGGCAGCGAUUCGGCUACGACAAUGAGGGAUCUUGUGAAGAGUCUGCACCGAGUUGUACGUUAAGUUCCGAUGACAAAAGUUGCUGUUGCU
Linum tenue is the source of this 1520-nucleotide messenger RNA. Lineage: Eukaryota; Viridiplantae; Streptophyta; Magnoliopsida; Malpighiales; Linaceae. The record is from the annotation of a GenBank genome assembly.